This is a messenger RNA of Limanda limanda (common dab), 2168 nucleotides long. RefSeq names its product tubulin gamma complex component 4 (gene tubgcp4). Gene Ontology annotation, cellular component: spindle pole; gamma-tubulin complex; centrosome. Gene Ontology annotation, molecular function: gamma-tubulin binding; microtubule minus-end binding. NCBI's taxonomy places the organism in Eukaryota, Metazoa, Chordata, Actinopteri, Pleuronectiformes, Pleuronectidae. Gene Ontology annotation, biological process: microtubule nucleation; spindle assembly; meiotic cell cycle. The record is from RefSeq and is a predicted model, not a curated record. The coding region runs from base 56 to 2056 and encodes 666 amino acids. The transcript is spliced from 18 exons.
GCGGCAGUUUGUUUUGGUUCCUGGAGGAAACGCGUUUUUAUUCAUUCAUAUCAAAAUGAUCCAUGAGCUGCUGAUGGCGCUGAGCGGAUAUCCGGGAGACAUCCUGACCUGGAGCAAAGGCCCCGGACUACAGGUGUCUCAGGACCUGCCCUUCCUUCAUCCCAGUGAGACCGCUGUCCUCACGCGUCUCUGUGCACUGGGAACUGACUGCAUGAGACUGAAGGAGUUCAUCGAACAGCACACGGACCAUGUCCACCUGCAGGAACAUCACCCGACCCAGCCCAGCCAGACCGGUCUCCACGGCAGCUACCUGUGGGCGUUCUGCUCCGGGCUGGACUCCAUGCUGAGGCCCUACAGGCAGACGCUGCUGGACCUGGAGCAAGAGUUCCUUGGAGAUCCACAUCUCACGAUAUCCCACGUGAACUACAAGCUCCAUCAGUUCCAGCUGCUGUUUCCCUCCGUGGUGGUGGUGGUGGAGACCAUCAGGUCCCAGAAGAUCCACGGCUGCCAGAUCCUGGAGACGGUGUACAAGCACAGCUGGGGGGGGCUGCCUCCUGUUCGCAUGGCCUUAGAGAAGAUCCUGGCCGUGUGUCACGGGGUGAUGUACAAGCAGCUGGCAGCCUGGAUGCUUCACGGGUUCCUGCUGGACCAGAGUGAGGAGUUCUUCGUGAAGAGGGGGCCCAGCGCGGGAGGAGGUGCAGCCAACCAGGAGGAGGAGGAGGAGGACCUGGGCCUGGGAGGCCUGAGUGGGAAACAGCUGAGGGAGCUUCAGGACCUGAGGCUGGUGGAGGAGGAGAACAUGCUGGCUCCGUCCCUGCAGCAGUUCUCUCUGAGGACGGAGAUGCUGCCGUCAUACAUUCCCAUCAGAGUCGCUGAGAAGAUCCUCUUCGUGGGAGAAUCGGUCCAGAUGUUUGAAAACCACAACCACAGCCCUUCUCGAGCAGGCUCCAUCCUGAAGCACCAGGAGGACAUGUUCGCUGCGGAGCUGCACAAACUCAAGCAGCAGCCCCUCUUCAGCCUGGUGGACUUCGAGAACCUGAUCGAUCGCAUCCGGAGCACCGUGGCCGAGCACCUGUGGACGCUGAUGGUGGAGGAGUCGGGUCUGCUGGAGCAGCUCAAGAUCAUUAAAGAUUUCUACCUGCUGGGUCGGGGGGAGCUCUACCAGGUUUUCAUCGACCUGGCACAGCACAUGCUGAAGACUCCGCCCACAGCCGUCACCGAGCACGACGUCAACGUGGCGUUCCGCCAGGCGGCUCACAAGGUUCUGCUGGACGACGACAACCUGCUGCCGCUGCUGCACCUCACCGUGGACUACCAGGGCAAAGACAGCAAAGAUGGAUCCGGCCCCAGAGACGGAGCCACUCCCCCACAGGACACCUCCCCUCGUGAGGCUCCUCCCACAGGCUGGGUGGCCCUCGGCCUCAUCUACAAGGUCCAGUGGCCGCUGCACAUCCUCUUCACGCCGGCUGUGCUGGAGAAGUACAACGUGGUGUUCCGCUACCUGCUGAGCGUGCGGCGCGUGCAGCUGCAGCUGCAGCACUGCUGGGCCGUGCAGAUGCAGAGGAAACAUCUCAAGUCCUGUCAGACCGAUUCUGUCAAGUGCAGACUGCGUAACCACAUGGCCUUCCUGAUCGACAACCUGCAGCACUACCUCCAGGUGGACGUUCUGGAGUCUCAGUUCUCUCAGCUGCUUCAGCAGAUCAACUCCACCAGAGACUUCGAGAGCAUCAGACUGGCCCACGACCAUUUCCUCAGCAACCUGCUGGCCCAGUCCUUCAUCCUGCUGAAGCCGGUGUUCCACUGUCUGAACGAGAUCCUGGAGCUGUGCGACACCUUCUGUUCUCUGGUCAGUCCGACCCUGGCUCCGCUGGACGAGAGAGGAGCCGCUCAGCUCGACCUGCUGGUGAAGGGUUUCAGACGACAGUCGUCCUUAUUGUUCAAAAUCCUUUCGAGUGUGACCAACCAUCAGAUCAAAUCUGAACUGGCUCAGCUGUUACUACGACUGGACUACAACAAGUACUACACACAGGCAGGAGGCACGCUGGGCAGUAUUUGACUUCCAUCAGAAAGAGAGAAGUCGUUUCUCCACCUUCACACAAACGUCCGAGGAGAGAAAUGAUCUCAUUCUUGUAUAAAGUGUAAAUAUGUAAAACCUUCAAGCAGAGAAA